AUGAGAUACCCAUAUAUAUAUUUUUUUUUUUUUUUUUUAAUUUUAUUUUUUUUUGAGAGAGAAAAUUAUGUGUUUACGCUCAAAGCUUAUGGAAAUAAUUUCGAGAAAUUUAAUAAAAUUUUAGUAGAAUAUUCAAAAUGCCCAGAUUAUACUAACAUCAAUCAUAAAAAAAAAAAUAAAAAAAAUAAUAGCAAUAGCAAUAGUAAUAAAAUUUCCAAUAAUUUGACUGGCGUAUGUUUAAAGGGUAAUGAAUACAGAAAGAGAAAUAUUUAUAGUACUAUAGAAAUUAGAAAAUUAACAAAUUUAAUAAAAAAAAAAAUAAAUAAUUUUUUAAAAAACGAUCAAGAUAAUAAUAAUAAUAAUAUUCAUCCAUUAAAAAAUACUCUUUGGAAAAUAAAUACAUAUAAUUGUCUAUUUCAAAAAAAAAAAUCUUUUUAUAUUUAUAUUUAUGAAAAUGGGACAGUAAAAACAUCUGAUAAUUUAACUGGUUAUUGGUUUUAUGAUAAAUAUUAUAUAACAUGGUGUAUCGAAUAUCCAGAUCGAAAAGUUUAUCACACUUCGGAGCUUGUAUGGAAUAACGAGGAGAGCAAAAUGGUAAAGGGAAUAAUUUACGAGGAGAUGAAAAAAACAAAAUUUUUUCCUCCAUAUAUGUUUAGAAAAAUAUUAUGUUCAUUUGAUGGUAGCAUACAAAUUAAUUGA
Molecule: messenger RNA, 699 nt
Organism: Plasmodium yoelii
Lineage: Eukaryota; Apicomplexa; Aconoidasida; Haemosporida; Plasmodiidae
Product: conserved Plasmodium protein, unknown function
Exons: 2
Coding region: 1-699 (232 amino acids)
Source: RefSeq, a predicted model, not a curated record